Molecule: messenger RNA, 270 nt
Organism: Necator americanus (New World hookworm)
Lineage: Eukaryota; Metazoa; Nematoda; Chromadorea; Rhabditida; Ancylostomatidae
Exons: 1
Coding region: 1-270 (89 amino acids)
Source: RefSeq, a predicted model, not a curated record
AUGAAGAACGUCUACUACGAGGACGGAGGAGUACAACUUGAAGGCUCCCAAUUCGUGGAAACUUCGUCAUACGUAUACUUCGGACGUUCUAUGAACAUGGAAAACGACAUGAAGAAAGAACUGAAUAGAAGAAUGAGAGCAGCAUUCGCGGCCGUUAGGGAAGCUACUGACCAACUGACAGACCAAGAUCUUCGUGCUCAUCUCGAGACACCGCUGCCACGUCUAGGAAGCUGCUUACUACCCACAGAGCCCUUGAGAGAUGUCUUCUGA